This is a messenger RNA of Haliotis rubra (blacklip abalone), 1602 nucleotides long. Its product is annotated as putative ankyrin repeat protein RF_0381. The transcript is spliced from 3 exons. NCBI's taxonomy places the organism in Eukaryota, Metazoa, Mollusca, Gastropoda, Lepetellida, Haliotidae. Bases 1 to 1602 code for a protein of 533 amino acids. The record is from RefSeq and is a predicted model, not a curated record. Gene Ontology annotation, molecular function: protein binding.
AUGCCCUCUAUUACGUUUGUCUUCAGAUUCAAGCUGGCCCCUGUUCAUCUGAGACAUGUCAAGAUAGGAGAUGCCUGGAAACCCGUUCUGGAAGAGAUGUAUGUGUCAAAGGCAGGAAAGAUUACCAACCAACGAUACCAAAUCCAUUUAAACACCAAACUUGUUCGUGCCUGUGUCGAUGGCAACAUAAACCGAGUCAAAUGCAUCUUAUUUGAUGGUCGUGCGGAAAUCAACGUCCGAGGUCCACAAAGAAAGACGCCGGUGAUGAUUGCAGCAGAGAAAGCACACAUUGAUAUGUUCGGCUUCCUUGUAAGAAAAGGUGCUGAUCUGUCUGUUGUCGAUGCUGAGAGCAAUACGGUUCUACAUCUUGCCUGUGAGGGAGGAAACCUGGAUAUAAUAGAGACUGUCCUUGUGCAGGACACUGUGGACAUCAACAGUCUUGGAGGGCAAGACAGGACGCCAGCAAUGAAAGCAGCACUCAAAGGACAUAAGCAUGUGCUUGACCUACUUGUGAGGAAAGGUGCUGAUCUGUCCCACGUGGAUUUUCUUCACAAUACGAUUCUACAUUUGGCCUGUGAAGGAGGAAACUUGGAUAUCGUGAAACACAUUCUUACACAGAACACUGUGAACAUCAACAGCUUGGGAGAAAAUGACUGGACGCCAGCAAUGAAAGCAGCCAACAAAGGACAUAAAGAUGUAUUCAACUUGAUAGUGAAAGAAGGAGCUGAUCUGUCUCUGGUGGACAAAGAAGGUGACAGUAUUCUUCACGCAGCUUGUGAGGGAGGAAAUGUGGAAAUAGUAACUUAUAUCCUCAAACAGAGUAGUGUUGAUAUUAACCUAAGAGGGGAACACAUGUUCACGCCAGUGAUGGUGGCUGCAUAUAAGGGUCAUAAAGACGUAUUUAACGUGCUUGCAGGGGAAAAUGCUGAUUUGUUAAUCAGGGACAGAAACCAGAACAGCAUCCUUCAUCGUGCGUGUAAAGGAGGAAAUAUGGAAAUAAUUAAAUCCAUUCUCACGAACUACAGUAUGGAUGUCAACGACAUUGGUUUUGAAGGAUUGACACCCGUAAUGUUAGCAGCCUCUGAGGGACGAAAGGAUAUGUUCGACUUACUUCUGCAAAAUGGAGCUGAUUUGACACAGGAGGAUGACAACAGAUACAAUAUUCUUCACAUGGCCUGUCAGGGAGGGAAUAUGGAUCUAGUUAAGUAUGUCCUUGCCCAGAAUAUCGUGAAAAUCAACAGUCGAUCAGAUGAUGGAUCGUCCCCAGCAAUGGAAGCAGUAUAUGCGCGCCAUGCAGAAGUGCUGAAAUUGCUUGUAAGUGAAGGAGCUGAUCUGACAUUUGUCAAUAGUGAGAAGAACAAUAUUCUCUGUGCUGCUGUAGAGGGCAAACAUAUGGAUACAGUGAAAUAUGUCCUCUUAAAUGAUUUUGUAGAGAUCGAAAGUAGGAACAUCGAGGGGAUGACAGCAGUUAUGUUAGCAGCAGAGGAGGGACUGGUAGAAAUAUUUGACUUACUUGUGAGGAAAGGAGCCAAUCUGUCAUUAGUGAAUGAUGAUAAACAGAACAUACUACAUAUGGCCUGUGAAAGGGGCAUAGCGAACUAG